AUGGAAGGACCUGUACCCAUCACCGGUCCGCAGAUUCCGCAAGCACUAACGUGGACUAUUUCAGUAGCUAAUUUAACUGUGGUGGAUAAAGUGCCCCCUGAGAUGCUACAUCUUGUCGACACAUACUGGUAUCAGUUUCCGCCGCUGGAGACAAAGUGGCAUGCAGCAUUGGCCACAACGAUCGGAGUGCUGGCCAUGAUCUCGAUCGUGGGAAACGGAUGCGUAAUCUUGAUAUUUUCCACCACCAAAGGGCUCCGAACGCCAUCGAACCUGAUGGUGAUUAAUCUGGCCUUUGCCGAUUUCAUGAUGAUGUUCACGAUGGCUCCACCGGUUAUUAUCAAUUCCUACCACGAGACCUGGGUUUUUGGACCGUUCAUGUGCGAAUUGUAUGGUAUGUUCGGUUCACUGUCGGGUUGCGUUUCCAUCUGGAGCAUGACAAUGAUCGCUUUCGAUCGAUACAAUGUGAUCGUGAAGGGUUUGUCCGCCACACCGCUCACGUAUGUUGGAUCGGUGAUGAGAAUUCUCUUCGUAUGGGUCAAUUCGCUUAUCUGGACGCUUGCGCCACUGUUUGGUUGGAAUCGUUACGUACCGGAAGGAAACAUGAGCGCAUGCGGCACGGACUACCUCUCGAAGGAUUGGCUUAGCGUAUCCUAUAUCUAUGCGUAUUCGGCGUUCGUUUAUUGGUUGCCACUUGCACUUAUCAUCUACUCCUAUUCCUACAUUCUCAAGGCUGUUUCUGCACACGAACGAAACAUGCGAGAACAGGCUAAAAAAAUGAACGUCGCUUCGCUACGUUCAUCGGAUGCGUCGAAACAAAAUGCGGAAAUUAAACUAGCCAAAGUGGCACUCGUUACGAUCACGCUCUGGUUUAUGGCCUGGACACCGUAUCUGGUUAUAAACUAUGCCGGGAUAUUUGAUACCAGCCCGAUUAGCCCACUUCAAACGAUCUGGGGAUCGGUAUUCGCCAAGGCUAACGCCGUCUACAAUCCGAUAGUUUACGGCAUCAGCCAUCCGAAGUACAGAGCAGCUCUGUACAAACGCUUUCCAUCGUUGGCCCUUCGGAAGGAUAAUGCAACAGAUGAAACCUCCGUGGCCUCUUGUGCGACUGCUGCCGAUCAAUGUGAAACCUAA
Messenger RNA from Anopheles marshallii, 1131 nucleotides. Its product is annotated as ceropsin-like. NCBI's taxonomy places the organism in Eukaryota, Metazoa, Arthropoda, Insecta, Diptera, Culicidae. The record is from RefSeq and is a predicted model, not a curated record. Gene Ontology annotation, cellular component: membrane. The transcript is spliced from 2 exons. The coding region runs from base 1 to 1131 and encodes 376 amino acids. Gene Ontology annotation, molecular function: G protein-coupled receptor activity. Gene Ontology annotation, biological process: G protein-coupled receptor signaling pathway; phototransduction; visual perception.